AUGCUUCGCAGAGGUGGAUUUCUCCUGUUUCUUGCCCUGGCCGUGUCUGCCUUCGAGAUGGACCAGGACGAGUCUCCUCCGCGGCAUGCCCGUUUCUCCGUCAGCAGCCCCACGGAGGUGGCGCGCUGUCUGAGCAGCGCCGUGCAGGUGGGCUGUGACACCUUCGCCUGCCUGGACAACUCCACCUGUCAGACAGACGGCAUGUACGACAUCUGCAACCUGUUCCUUCACACUGCUGCCCUUUUCAACACACAGGGAAAGACCUUUGUGAAGGAGAGCAUCAAAUGCAUCGCUAACGGUAUCACAUCCAAAGUCUUCCAGACCAUCCGCCGCUGCUCCAACUUCCAGAAGAUGAUUGCGGAGGUGCAGGAGGACUGUUACAGCAAGCUGGACAUCUGCGGCGUGGCACGUACCAACCCAGACGCCAUCGGAGAGGUGGUCCAGGUCCCAGCUCACUUUCCCAACAGGUACUACAGCACCCUGUUGCAGAGCCUGCUGGGGUGUGACGAGGACACGGUGGGUGUGGUGAGAGCAGGCCUCGUGGCCAGACUCGGCCCAGAUAUGACCACCUUUUUCCAGAUCCUUCAGAGCAAGCCCUGCCCGUCCGGAGCCGCUGCCAACGGAGCCGCUGGGAUGGAAGGCCAUGGAGGUUUCCGCUGGCCUAUGGGACAGCCCAUGUUCAAGAUCCAGCCCAACCUGCGAAACAGGGACCCCACUCACCUGUUCGCCAAGAAACGAUCUGUUGAAGACAGUUCUUAG
Molecule: messenger RNA, 759 nt
Organism: Chanos chanos (milkfish)
Lineage: Eukaryota; Metazoa; Chordata; Actinopteri; Gonorynchiformes; Chanidae
Gene: stc1l
Product: stanniocalcin 1, like
Exons: 4
Coding region: 1-759 (252 amino acids)
Biological process (GO): intracellular calcium ion homeostasis
Cellular component (GO): extracellular region
Molecular function (GO): hormone activity
Source: RefSeq, a predicted model, not a curated record